Colletotrichum lupini is the source of this 7491-nucleotide messenger RNA. Its product is annotated as KR domain-containing protein. Gene Ontology annotation, biological process: fatty acid biosynthetic process; secondary metabolite biosynthetic process. The transcript has 4 exons. The record is from RefSeq and is a predicted model, not a curated record. Bases 1 to 7491 code for a protein of 2496 amino acids. Gene Ontology annotation, molecular function: phosphopantetheine binding; fatty acid synthase activity; oxidoreductase activity. Lineage: Eukaryota; Fungi; Ascomycota; Sordariomycetes; Glomerellales; Glomerellaceae.
AUGGCGCCAUUCAUGGAAUCAAUUGCAGAAACGCCUCCAAAUGGGCAAUUGGGGUCAGCGGAUGCUCGGCCAACUGCUAUGGAGCCCAUUGCGAUUUGCGGCAUGGCGUUGAGACUACCUGGUGGCAUCGCAACUCCUGAAGAGUUCUGGCAAUUCCUAGUGAAAAAGAAAGAUGCCCGAUGCCAGAUUCCUAAAUCCAGGUUCAAUGCAUCCAGCUACUACUCUGAUACCGGAAAACCUGGUCACAUCAAGACCCAGCAUGGAUACUUCCUAGAUGACUCCGUCGAUCUUGGGGCGCUUGAUACUACGUUUUUCCGAAUGCCCAAAAACGAGGUUGAGAGAGCUGAUCCUCAGCAAAGGCUACUCCUCGAGCUGACUAGAGAGUGCCUGGAAAGUGCCGGUGAAGUUAAUUAUCGCGGCAAGACGAUUGGGACUUUUGUUGGGUGCUUUGGUGAAGACUGGCUCGAGACUUUGACCAAGGAUAGCGAAGUUGUUGGCCAGUACAAGAUUACCGGCUACGGAGACUUCAUGCUGUCUAAUCGGCUUUCCUAUGAGUACGACCUCAAAGGACCAAGUAUGACCAUCAGAACCGGCUGUUCCUCCGCCCUCAUUGGGCUUCACGAGGCCUGCAUGUCUAUCCAGCACGGUCAGUGCAAUGCCGCAAUCGUUGCAGGAUCCAAUCUCAUCUUGGCACCUGGGCUAUACGUUAGCAUGUCUGAGCAAGGAGUUCUCUCGCCGAACGGCUCAUGCCGGACUUUUGAUGCAGCUGCCGACGGCUAUGCCCGAGGAGAAGCUGUCAAUGUUGUCUAUGUCAAACGACUGAGCGAUGCCAUUCGAGACGCCAAUCCGAUUCGUGCCGUUAUUCGGGGAACAUCAUCCAACGCAGACGGCAAAACACCGAGCUUGACAAUCCCGAGUUUCGAAAGUCACGAAGCGAUGAUCCGUCGUGCCUAUAGCAUGGCAGCGAUUAGUGCAUCGGAUAUUGCCCUGACAGGAUUCGUGGAGUGUCAUGGCACCGGUACUCCCGCGGGCGAUCCCAUCGAAACGAGAGCCAUUGCAAAGGUGUUUGGUGACUCUGGAGUUCACAUCGGUUCUUGUAAGCCCAACAUUGGUCACUCAGAGGGCGCUUCCGGCAUCACAUCGCUCAUCAAGUCCAUCAUGGCCUUAGAGCACAGGACUAUUCCCCCUAAUAUCAAGUUUGAUCAUCCUAAUCCGAAGAUUCCGUUCGAGGAGAAGAAUCUCACAGUUCCAACUGAGCCAAUACCCUGGCCUGAAGACAGAAUUGAGCGAGUAUCUGUCAACUCUUUUGGAAUCGGAGGUGCCAAUGCACACGUCGUGAUCGAGUCUGCGGCGAGCUUUCUUGGUCGCUUUGGACGCCCAUCUGUUCCAAACUCAAUGUCAAGCAUUUGGGACCAGGCACAGUUCAUGGCAUACUCUGCCAACACGGCCGAUUCAUUGAGACGACAAGUUGUCAACAAUCAAAAGUAUAUCGCCGAACAUCCGGAUUCUCUCAACGAUAUAGCGUACACCCUCGCCACCCGCCGCAGUCACCUACCGUACCGGGCAUUUUCAAUCAUGGGAAACGGGGUCGAGCUCAGUACGUCGACAUUUGCGAAGUCACCCAGCACACCUGCGGAUCUCGCUCUUGUAUUCACUGGUCAAGGAGCUCAGUGGCCAGGCAUGGCGCUAGAGCUAAUGUUGAGCAACCGAGUAUUCGCACAAUCGAUUCGGCAUAUGGACAAAGUCUUGAGUCUGCUUCCGGAUGGGCCGUCAUGGACUUUGAUGGAUGAGCUUCACAAGCCAAAAGAGUCGAGUCGUCUGCACGAAGCCUGUAUCUCUCAGCCGCUUUGCACUGCUGUACAGAUUGCCCUAGUAGAUACCCUCCGAGCCACAGCGAGCAUUAAACCGUUUGCUGUCAUCGGCCACUCUUCUGGAGAGAUGGCUGCUGCUUAUGCUUGCGGGAAGCUGACAUCGAACGAGGCGAUUGCAGCGGCAUACUACCGCGGAGUCGUCUCAUCAGAAGUCACCAAGUCGGGUGCCAUGGCUGCAGUAGGCAUGGGUCGAAUUGAUGUAACUCCGUUCCUGCGACCAGGCGUCGGGAUCGCUUGCGAGAACUCGCCUUCAAGUGUUACAAUUUCUGGCGAUAGUCAUCUCGUUGAGGCAGUUCUCACACAGAUUCGGGCGGCAAAGCCCGAGGCCCUCGCUCGUCUACUCAAGGUCGACACCGCAUACCAUUCUCACCAUAUGCAGGAAGUGGGAGAUCGAUACCUCACUUUGACAUCUCCUCAUAUUGACGCCUCAAAGUCUACGGCCACAUCUUCUCCUGCAAUGUUCUCUUCAGUGACGGGCAGUCUCCUGCUUACGGGUUGGGUGGCUGAUGCGCACUACUGGAGGUCAAACCUUGAAUCUCCGGUGCUUUUCAACGCAGCUGUAACUGAGUUGAUUGAAGCUCACAAGACUCAUAGUAGCAAUCACCUAGUGUUUCUCGAAGUUGGGCCACACUCCGCCUUGGCCGGUCCUUUACGGCAGAUUCUUGCGCAAUCCUCCAUGAACUUAUCCUACGCAUCCUGUCUCGUGAGGGCAAAAAACGCGACAGAGUCUUUCUUGGCAGCUCUUGGACAACUCUGGCAACUCGGCAUGGAAAUUGACUUCAACCUUCUCACCAAUCCCGAACAAACUGCCAAUGUGGUAGCAGACAUGCCCUCAUAUCCAUGGCAUCAUGAUCACUCGUUGCUCUUUUCAAGUCGCAUUUCCGAUGAAUGGCGGUACCGAAGGUUUCCAAAACACGAGAUUCUCGGCAUAAGGGUCCCGGAAAGCAGUCUCAAUGAGCCGGUGUUUCGCAACAUGUUGUCCUUGGACCAUGUACCAUGGAUUUCCGACCACAACAUCAAGGGCAACGUCAUCUUUCCAUGCGCAGGCUACAUUGGUAUGGCUGGGGAAGCUGCAAGGCAACUCAGCACGGAAAGCUUCGCCGGCUACUCCAUGCGCAACAUUGUCAUUGACAUGGCAAUGGUCUUGAGUGCGAACAAAGCAACAGAAGUCAUUACGAGCCUCCGGAAAGAGAAGCUUACAGACAGCCUCGAUAGUCCUUGGUGGGAUUUCACAGUUACCUCCUUCAAUGGCUCCACUUGGAUGAAGCAUUGCAGCGGGCAAGUCAAAGCUCUUGAAGACAAGGCUCAAGCCUUGAAGAGACCUCUUCGGGACCUUUCGCGCGAUGUUAAUUCUGGCAGAUGGUACCAAGCUCUUCGCAAUGUCGGCGCCAACUACGGCCCUUGCUUUCAAGGCUUGUCGGACGUCACUUGCUCUCCGACAGAGAAUGUGUCUGCUGGUACAGCAACACAUACCAUUCAAAACGACUCCCACUACGCAAUUCACCCAACGAAAGUAGACUUCUUUCUCCAAUUAUUCAGCGUUGCUGCAAUGAAGGGCAUUGGCCAUAAACUCAACAUCAUGAACGUCCCGACAUUCAUCGAAGCCCUUGAUCUUUACGAUUGUGAUUCUGAGGUACGGAUGGAGGUCGAGGCAACUCAGACCCCACGAGGAUUGCUUUUUGGAAGGGGAUUUGGCCUUGAUUCUGAAGAAGGAAUGGCCCUCUCACUCAAGGGAGUAAAACUAAGUCCGCUUGAAAACGACGUAGCGGAAGAAGAUAUCGAUCCUCAUGCAGGAGCAAGGAUUUUCUGGCAGGCGGAUAUCAAUUUCCUCAAGAUCUCGGACCUGAUUGAGCCUCAUUCUCAACAGAAAACCUUCAGCCGUACCCGAGAUCUCACGCUGUCUUAUAUCAAGGAGGCCUUGAGACGAUUAGAGGGUGUGGUGAGUGUGCAGCCGCAUCUAUCAAGAUUCCACGCUUGGAUGCAACAGCAACCAGUACUACCAGAUGUUCGAGAUCUAAACAGUAAUGGCAUUGAUUUGGGUCUUUUUGGUCCUCUCGAUGUUGCGAUGCGUGUCGUUCUGGAACACAUUGGUCCGAUUUUCAGAGGCGAAACCGAGCCUCUCGAGGUUUUGUUGCCGAACAAUAUCUUGACCUCUGUCUACGACUCCUUGAACAUCACAAACAGGGGACCAUUCUUCCGAGCACUUGGCCACUCAAAGCCAAAUCUCAGAAUCUUAGAAGUUGGCGCUGGGACGGGUGGAACUACAAGCAAAGUUCUUGACUGGCUGAGAGGACCGACAGGCGCACCGCUGUAUUCCGAAUACACAUAUACCGACAUUUCUGCCGGGUUCUUCUCGGCUGCGAAAGAAAGAUUUAGUUCCUCUUCGAACAUGUCUUUCAAGGUGCUUGACAUAUCCAAAGACCCAACCGAGCAAGGUAUUGAGCCUGGGACUUAUGACUUGGUGGUUGCGGCCAACGUUCUUCAUGCUACUCCAAGUCUGAGGGAGACUCUAGUCAACGUCCGCAAACUUCUGCAGCCCCAAGGGAGGCUAUACAUGGAGGAGUUGUCAUACGAUGCCUUACCGCUCAAUUUCGUCAUGGGUGUUCUUCCAGGCUGGUGGCUUGGAGUUAAGGACCAGAGACCAGACCAGCCACAUGUUUCGCCGGAGCGUUGGGAAGUAGAACUCAGGAAUGCUGGGUUCGAUGGCCUCGAGGACGUUGCCUAUGACUCCGACCGUCCGAACAACUUGCUUGCUUUCAUGAUAGCCAGGCCUAUGCCAGCCGCCACUACUCCCAGAGGUGUCACGAUAUUGCAUGACUUAACUUCUUUGGGCUUCGGAAAAACCCUGCGAGACGUUCUGACGGGAAAAGGCUCGCCGAGUGUGACUCUACACGACAUCUCGGAGGGUCUUCCAUCUGAACCACACGACUUCAUCUCGGUGCUUGAUCUUGAGACGCCAUUCUUCGAUGGUAUCAGCCCGGAGGCAUUCAAUAAGUUCCGUGGACUAGUCACACAGGCUUCGAAUCAACAGGCUAGAAUCCUUUGGCUUACCGGCUCUUCUCAACUCAAGUGCUUCGACCCACGAUGGGGGCAGACUAUCGGCGCUGCACGAUCUAUUAGGAAUGAACUGAGCUUAGACUUUGCAACUUGUGAGGUCGAGAAGAUCAACCCGUCUUCGCUCAGCGCUAUCUCGCAGGUUAUAGACAAGUUCCAGAGAGCUCGCUAUGGGACACGAAGCUCGUCGGAGUACGAGUACAGCAUAUUGGACGGGACCGUACACAUUCCCAGAUUAUAUCCCAUCAAUAUCAAGGAUGAAUUGCAAGCGUGUCUUUCAGAUCCUGUCGACUUGAUUCAUGAUCUACGCAUCGGUAGAUAUGGUCGUCUAAACACGCUUGACUGGUUACCAAAGGCAAAACAGCCAUUGGGGGGUGAUCAUGUGCUUAUUGAAGCCAAAGCCGUCGGCAUGAACUUCAAGGACGUUCUCAUAGCCAUGGGCAUCGUCGACUCAACCAUGAGCAGUCUCGGUCUAGAAGCCGCUGGAAUAGUCCGCGAGACUGGACCCGACGUUACGACUCUUGUCCCCGGCGACAAAGUCUGUGUCUUUGGCGGCGGCUGCUUCUCCACUGGCAUCACAAUCUCGGAGAAGUUAUGCGUCAAGAUUCCAGACUCGUUGGCAUUCCAAGAUGCUGCUACCAUGCCAUGCGUAUUUUCGACUGUUAUUCACGGCCUACUUGACAUUGGUCGUCUCACUGAGGGAGAUUCCAUCUUGAUUCACUCUGCUUGUGGAGGUGUCGGCCUUGCGGCAAUCCAGAUCUGCAAGAUGGUGGGUGCAGAAAUCUACUGCACCGUCGGGAGUGAUGAAAAGGUGCAAUACCUUGAGUCGACAUAUGGAAUUCCCAGAGACCGAAUCCUCAAUUCUCGGAACGAUUCUUUCCUUGUGGGCAUCAAGGACUUGACUGGCGGUCGGGGUGUGGAUAUUGUGCUCAACUCUCUCAGCGGAGAGCUGUUACAUGCCUCAUGGAACUGCGUUGCGGAAUUCGGUAAGAUGAUCGAGAUUGGGAAACGUGACUUCAUCGGGAAUGGCAAGCUCGCACUAAAUGUUUUCGAGCUUAACCGGAGUUAUCACGGGGUUGAUCUUGGACAUCUGAUCGAAAUCAAGCCCAAAGAAGGAAACAGAUUAUUGAGACGAAUCGUCGAGUACUAUGAGCAGGGGCACAUUGGCCCGAUCACGCCAACAAAGGCUUUCGGCGCCGACAUGGUGGAAGAGUGCUUCAGGUACAUGCAAAAGGGCCAGCACAUCGGCAAAAUUGUGGUCACGAUGGAGUCAAUGAAGAAUACUCAAGCAGUCGGGCCUGCUUCAAGCGGCCAGCCCUCAUUUGAUCGCGACUCCAGCUACCUCCUUGUUGGCGGAUUGGGCGGUCUUGGGCGUUCAGUCUCUAACUGGAUGAUCGAGCAUGGUGCAAGGCAUCUGGUGUUUUUGUCCCGACAAGGCGGAGAGACAGCAGAGGACCAAAGGUUUGUCGCCGAGCUCGAAGCCCAGGGAUGCUCAGCCAUCACCGUUCGAGGAAACAUCAGCUCGCUAGCGGAUGUCGAACAAGCCAUCAAAGCGGCAUCGCGUCCAGUCCGCGGCGUGAUCAACAUGUCGAUGGUCCUGCGAGACCAAAGCUUUGCCAAUAUGAGCCAUGACGAGUGGACAGCAGCAGCAGACCCAAAGGUCAAGGGGACGUGGAACCUCCAUCACGCCUGUAUCAACGCAGGCCUGGAAUUGAAUUUCUUUUUGCUCUUCAGCUCCAUCUCCGGUACUUAUGGGCAGAGAGGACAGGCCAACUAUGCUGGAGCCAACACGUUUCUUGACGCUUUCGUUCAGUACCGGCAGAGUUUGGGCCUGAAGGCCGGUGUCGUUGACGUUGGCGCUAUGAUGGACUCGGGAUAUCUGGCUGACAACCCUAUAUUGAUGGAGAGACUGAUGGGACAAGGUAUUUACGGCAUCAAAAUACCUCAACUGCUGGACGCCCUGGCAUUGAUUCUCAGGGUCCCCGAACCCAGUGCUCAUUGCCCAAGAGCGUCUUUCUUUGUCAACAACGCUCAGGUCGUGAUCGGCCAUCGCAGUCUCACAUCUUUGAGUGACCCGGCGAACAGAGUCCCAUGGAGAGAAGAUCGACGAAUGGGAUACUACUUCAACUUGGAAAACAGUCAGAAAGCUGCAGCCAGCAGUUCUUCGGAUCAAGGUGCUCUCUCUGCAUUCUUGAAAUCCGCAACUGCUGACAUAUCCAUCUUGGCUUCGUCGGAAGCCUCGAAGUUUAUUGCAAGACAGAUUGCGGUACAGUUGUUCCACUUACUCUUGAAGCCGGUUGAUAACGAAGAAGAGAUUGACGUGAGCAUGUCGCUUCAAGAUGCUGGACUCGAUAGCUUGGUGGCGGUAGAAAUGCGCGGGUGGUGGAAAGGGGUAUUUGGAUUUGAAGUUAGUGUUUUGGAAAUGCUCGGCAUGGGCAGCUUAUUAGCCCUCGGAGAAAGAGCAGUGAGGGGUUUGAAAGAGCUUGUAGGGGAAGCAGGAGAUGAGCGCCAGGAGCCCGGCGAGAAACAUGACACUGAGGGAUACUUGAAGCUGAAGAUGCCUUGA